GCUGUUUUCGCUAUGUCUUCCAUUUUCAAUAUCGAACUUUGGUAAAACUACAAAUCCGUAAAAUUGUAAUCAAGACGAUUGCAACUUUAUUUUUAUAAAUAAUUAUAAAAACAAUAUGAUUAUUUUGUAAAUUAUUAUUCGGGAUUUUCAUUUUUAUUGUUAAAUACAUUUUUAAUUGAUCAUUUCAUUGAUCAAAAUAUUGUCGAAUCUUUUUGUGUACGUUGUGUACUAUUACAAGAUUUUUAAUAAACAACAUGACUUCAAGUAAUCAAGAGAAUACUUUAAAAAGAAAAUUAGAUGAUCGUGAUGAUUCUGAGGAUGAAUAUGGAAACAAUGACAAUGUCAAGAGUAAAUCAGAGGGUUCUUCAUCAAAUGCUCUACGACUGUGUCCAUAUUUAGAUACCAUAAACAGACAAUUUCUAGAUUUUGAUUUUGAAAAGUUAUGCUCUGUUUCGCUAUCAAGAAUCAACGUCUAUGCAUGUUUAGUUUGUGGAAAAUACUUUCAAGGAAGAGGGACGAAUACCCAUGCAUACACUCAUAGUGUUGCAGAUGGACAUCAUGUAUUUUUGAAUUUACAUACGUUAAAAUUUUAUUGCCUGCCCGAUAAUUAUGAAAUCGUUGAUUCUUCUUUGGAUGAUAUUAAAUAUGUGUUGAAUCCAACAUUUAAUAAGGACCAAAUAACUCAGCUUGAUAUAAGUGACAGACAAUCACGAGCUAUUGAUGGUUCAAUGUAUUUACCAGGCAUUGUUGGUAUGAACAACAUCAAAGCCAAUGAUUAUUGCAACGUUAUUCUGCAGGCAUUAUCACACGUAACUCCACUGAGAGAUUAUUUCUUGAGAGAAUCAAAUUAUGCACAUAUUAAGAGACCUCCUGGAGACUCUUCAUAUCUUUUGGUUCAGAGGUUUGGAGAGUUAAUGAGAAAAUUAUGGAAUCCUCGUAAUUUUAAAGCUCAUGUUAGUCCUCAUGAGAUGCUUCAAGCAGUAGUUUUGUGGAGUAAAAAACGUUUCCAGUUUACGGAGCAAGGUGAUCCUAUCGAUUUUUUGUCAUGGUUUCUCAAUGCUCUUCAUCUUGCAUUAAAUGGUAGCAAGAAGAAAAAUUCAAGUAUAAUAUACAAGACGUUUCUGGGGCACAUGAAAAUAUAUACAAGAAAAAUUCCACCUCUUGAACUCGAGGAAAGCCAAAGAAGUGAAUUAUUAAAUACUGUAGAAUAUGGAGAAACUGUUACAGAAAGUCCAUUUUUGUAUUUAACUUGUGAUUUGCCUCCACCGCCGCUUUUUAAAGAUCAAAUUAGAGAAAAUAUCAUCCCUCAGGUGAGUCUUUACACUCUUCUGAAUAAAUUUAAUGCUAUCACAGAAAAAGAAUAUAAAACGUAUAAGGAGAAUUUUAUGAAAAGAUUUGAGAUAACUGAACUACCACCUUAUCUCAUUCUUUAUAUCAAGAGAUUCACUAAAAAUACUUUUUUCGUAGAAAAGAAUCCUACGAUUGUUAAUUUUCCUGUCAGAAAUGUUGACUUCGGAGAUAUUUUAACUGCAGAAGUGAAAGCGACUCAUCCUUAUACUACCUAUGAUUUAGUAGCUAACAUAGUUCACGAUGGUGAACCAGGUCAGGGAACAUAUAGAGUUCACAUCUUACAUAGAGCUACAGGUCAAUGGUAUGAAUUACAAGAUUUACAUGUUACACAAAUUCUACCUCAGAUGAUCGCAUUAUCGGAAGCUUACAUUCAGAUUUACGAGUUGAGGAAAAGUGGAAAUCCAGAGAAUGGUGUAUCAAAUUAAAUUUGAUAAGGUUUAAAUUUUUAUAUUAAUAAAUAAAAAUUUUAUAAUUGAUUUGCAUGGUUUAAACAAAGAAGUACCUCUUAUCACUUUUAGUUAAA
Molecule: messenger RNA, 1873 nt
Organism: Chelonus insularis
Lineage: Eukaryota; Metazoa; Arthropoda; Insecta; Hymenoptera; Braconidae
Gene: Usp39
Product: ubiquitin specific protease 39
Exons: 9
Coding region: 255-1775 (506 amino acids)
Biological process (GO): protein deubiquitination; mRNA processing; spliceosomal complex assembly
Molecular function (GO): cysteine-type deubiquitinase activity; zinc ion binding
Source: RefSeq, a predicted model, not a curated record